Molecule: messenger RNA, 8019 nt
Organism: Pygocentrus nattereri (red-bellied piranha)
Lineage: Eukaryota; Metazoa; Chordata; Actinopteri; Characiformes; Serrasalmidae
Gene: jade2
Product: jade family PHD finger 2
Exons: 12
Coding region: 795-3359 (854 amino acids)
Biological process (GO): regulation of transcription by RNA polymerase II
Cellular component (GO): histone acetyltransferase complex
Source: RefSeq, a predicted model, not a curated record
UUUGUUGUAAGGUUUGAAGACCCAAUGUACGCCUGUGCAAUCGCAGAGGAGGGAGAGCUCGAGAGGGGGGGGGCAGCAAGCGAGCAAUCUCGGGGCAAAAUGUUUUAGGAAGAGGGUUACGAAAGAAAUGAGUCAGUUAGCUUGUAACAUAUAGUUAACUCAGGUUACUGUAAUUAAGGGAAGAAUUUUGUCUGAUCUCAGGAGAAAACAUUACGUAAUAAGACUUUCUUGUCGCAUACGAAAUUGGACCUGGGCUGCUACUGAAAUGCGUCAUGGUUUUACGAAUUCAGACGGUUAGCUUUGCGUGCCAGCUGCCCAGUUAGCAGUGUCCCUGGUUAUAGCGGGUUCUUUCAGAUAGCUAGCUAGUGUCAUCUGUAGUUUGGACUACAAACGACACCCGUCGCUCGCACGAAGUCUCGAAACAACAUUUUUAGGAAGUAAACCAAGAACUGCGCAGGCGACGGUCGCACUUCUUUUGAAUACCAUGAUAUGCCACCGGAGGUGUCCUGUUCUGGGGUGAAUUGGACAAGUGCUACUUUUUUUACUUCGAUUACUCGGAGGAAAACAUUCAGCGUGUCACUGUCACUUCGGAGCUGUGGCCACGAUUUUAUCCAGCCAUCAACGUUGCCAGGUUGAUGCUGGCUACACGGACUAGCAACUGCUACGCAAGACUACCCAAGAAUCCUAGGUAAACUUAGCCUAGCUACAUGUGGUUAGCCUCAAAUGAUUUCCUAAUCUCCCAAUAUUGUCCAGAGUCGAGGACGUCUUGACCUCACAGGAAAACUGCAUACAAGAUGGAGAGUGAGAAGAGGAGAAAGUACUCCACCAGUAGCAAUGACUCUGAUACCACUGACAGCCAAGUGACAACCUGGUCGCGUUCUUCAAAGAACACUGGGACCAAUAGCACGUGGGUACGACAGGAACAGAGAAAACCAUCAGAGGUGUUUCGGACAGAUUUUAUCACAGCCAUGAAGCUGCCUGACUCAGCCCAGCUGAACCCAGAGGACUUUUAUGUUCUGUCAGAUCCUUGGAGACAGGAAUGGGAGAAAGGUGUUCAGGUCCCAGCGAACAUGGAGGCCGUUCCUGUGCCUGUGGUCAGGAUGCUUCCUGAGGUCAAUCGAAUUCCAUUCUUUUCGUCAGUUCGGAGGAGAGACCAUGCAGAGUUACACUUAGGAGACUCACAGAUUCUUACAGACACAAUGAGCCGAUAUGAUCUGGACGAUCUGGAUGUGACCUGGCUUGAACUUGUUAAUGCAGAGUUCAGAGAACUAGCACUGCCAGAAUUGGACGAACUGACCAUGGAGCAAGUUCUGGUGGAGUUGGAAAGCCAGUGUGAAGAGAACAUGCAGGAAGCCAUUGAGGCAGAGGAAGGCUUGGGAAUUGAGUAUGAUGAGGAUGUAGUUUGUGAUGUGUGCCAUUCACCUGAAGGUGAGGAUGGCAAUGAGAUGGUUUUCUGCGACAAGUGCAACAUCUGUGUACACCAGGCAUGCUAUGGCAUCUUAAAGGUGCCUCAGGGGAACUGGUUGUGUCGGACAUGUGCACUUGGGGUGCAGCCGAAAUGUCUGCUGUGUCCCAAGAGAGGAGGAGCUCUGAAGCCCACCCGCAGUGGAACGAAAUGGGUCCACGUCAGCUGUGCCUUAUGGAUCCCUGAGGUAAGUAUUGGCUGCCCUGAGAAGAUGGAGCCUAUCACCAAGGUGUCACACAUUCCUGCCAGUCGCUGGGCCCUGUCCUGUAGCCUGUGCCAAGAACAUACAGGCACAUGCAUACAGUGCUCCAUGCCUUCCUGCAUUGUUGCCUUCCAUGUGACCUGCGCCUUUGACCAUGGCCUGGAGAUGCGUACCAUCCUCGCAGAAAAUGAUGAGGUGCACUUCAAGUCCUACUGCUUGGAGCAUAGCAGUGUCUCGCACCCAAACAGCAGCAAUGUAGAGAAGUUUGAAUCAAGACACACAAAUGUGGGACAGUCAAAGAGUGAACAAGUAGACCGGAAUCAAACAGAAAUAGAAAAGGCCAGCCAGCGCAAACAGAAGCUGCAGGAACUGGAAGAUGAAUUUUACCACCUGGUGGAUCCCAAGGAUGUUGCUGAGAACCUUGGCCUGCCAGAUGCUCACGUGGAUUUCCUCUACCAGUUCUGGAAGCUCCGUCGCAGGGCUAACUUUAACCGUCCACUUGUGACUCUGAAGAGAGAUGAGGUGGACAACCUGGCUCAACAGGAGCAAGAUGUGCUAUAUCGCCGUCUAAAGCUCUUUACUCACCUGAGACAGGAUCUGGAGAGGGUCAGAAACCUGUGCUAUAUGGUCACACGGAGAGAAAAGAUGAAGCACAACUUGUGUAGCCUACAAGAGAAGAUCUUGAACCUGCAGAUUCAGCUCCUGGAAGAGGACUUGACUGGAGAAAAAAGACUGAAAGUUGAUAAGGAGUAUCAAAAUGGGGCGAAGGAGAAAGGAAAAGAACGGAAGAAGAGAAGUCCAGAGAAGAUGCAGCAAUGGAAGAACAGCUCUCUUCUCAAACAGCUGGAUUUCUCCACAUCCUUCCCACUAGAAGGUUCGCUAUUUAACAGCUGGCUAGCACAGUCUGUUCAGAUCACAGCAGACAAUAUGUUGAGUCAAUGGGCAUUGGCUGGAGAGCCACGUGACCCCUCUGGUAGCCUUCUAUCUGACCAGCUGCUGCAAGGUGAGGAGAGUCUGCUUAACCUGAUGAUGGACCACUCCAUGAAGUCCACCUGGAAGACCCCUCAACUGGGUCGCAAAGCUAGAGGCAAAUCCCAGGGAAGAGGCCACAAGCAGAUCACCUCUGGCCCAGGAGUCGGUGUUGGGUGUACAUUCAAAGGUAAAAAACCUUUUGAACAUCGGGAAGUUCAUGGCAGCAGAUGGGGCAAAAGACUACACUCUUUAAAGGCUUUGCACCACCAUCACCACCACUACCACCUUAGUCAUGCCCAAACAAGUACCACUGAUGGCAAAGUGGAUCUGAUACAGCCACCUAUAUCCAAAAUGGACUCUUGCCACAUUUCAGAGAAGAAUGAGCUUUGGGAGAGUGUUGGUAAUGCAGGAGUAACACCUGCAGCCUCUGCACCUGACUGCCCAACUGCUCCAAAAACAGAGGGCAGCAGGAGCUCCCAAGUGGCCUUACAACUUCGACUCCCAAGACAAGGCAAGUCCCGGUUUAAAAGAGUGGGAGCCUCUGUGCAGGGAAGUAGUAGUGAGAAAGAAAGCUCAUUGCUGGACACCGAGACUGAUGGUUACUUCUCAGAUGCUGAACAGAGUGACUCAGAUUCCCGUCCUGCUAGCCGUAAGUUGCACUUGACCCCGCUGCAUCCUGGUAAUGAGGAGGUACUGAGACAAAGUGUUCUGGCCUCCUGAAUGUGUGAAUCAAAUACAGUUGGAGGAAAAGUGUGUCUUUGUUCAAGAUACCUUGAUUUCUAUUCUUUUCAAUCAAUUUGGUGACAAAAUGCGAAGUUUACCUGUAGAAUUAUAUCUAUGACCAAAACUCUGUAAUACCUAGUCAGUCAAAUUUGUUAAUGUGACACUGUACCCACAUCAUGUUGUUAUUGGUUGGUGAAGCAUAAUGCUUAUUACCAUUGUAUUUCCUAAGCAGAAUCUCUCUGUCAGAACAAUUUACAAUAGACAUGAACAUUUUUCUUGAUAUUUUGUUUUAUCCUCCAAAUCUGUUUUUGGGAAGCAACUGGAUUUGGUACACUGGUUUAAAAAGUAAGUGAUAAGCAAUCAAAUAGAAAUUUUAUAUGGGCAUUAUUAAGUUGGUUCAGGUUUGUAUUGCUCUUUUGUCUUCAAAAAGUACCAAAUACGUCUUUCCAAUGAAUGUGACCAAUUCAGCCUUUUGGCAGCAAAAACAAUAUACAGAGUAAAAACUAAGCGUCUUUAGAUUCCUAAAAGCACAAGUAAAAGUUUAUUUAUAUAGCGCUUUUUACAACAGACAUUGUCACAAAGCAGCUUUAAAGAAACAAAGUUUAAAAAAAACUGUAGUACGCAAGCACAUUACUACUAAAAUGUAUUUGGUGAAAAUAAGAUUUUAUAUGUUUCACUCACAUAGUUUGUAGUUCGAAAAAUAAAGAGUUCUUUUGCAUAUGUAUAUAACAUACUACACCAUUUUUCAUGUCUUCAAACUAGCCCUGUCUCUUCCAGUUGCCAAGGCUCACUUAGAGUAAGCAGAUAUCUGUAUUAAGAAUUGUGCCUUCUUUUGCUCUCCUGAAAUAAGAUAAUCAGCUAAUUCAACUUAUAUAUCAACUUAUUAUUUGUUUAAAGUGACAAACCCCUUAAAAGCUAAGUUCAGAUGUUUUAGUGCAGUGCCUAGAAAUGCAGCAUUUGCCAUUAAUCAGCCAAACAACAAACUGUGUCUAACGUCGUACCGUUGUUAUGAAAGAUGCUGUCUGCAAAUAGCCUAAAUCACCUGUUUGUUGACUUACAAUCAGCCUCUGUGAGUCUCCAAUUUCAAAAUAGCUGUAAGCUUUCAAUUCCUCCUUAUUGUAUAGCUUAGCAACCCAUGGUAUAUGUCUCAGGGUUAAAGAGCAAGAGCUUAAUCUCAAUCUAAUAAAAAGGAAAAUAAUCACAAAAUCUUUAUUUGCAUUUUUCAUAUGCACACCUUACUGUUGAUAAUCAUGACUACUAAUAGGUAGGCUCUCUGUAGGCUAUCUAAAUAGUUUUUUUUUUAUUAUUAGUGCCAAAGAACAGCAUUUGAAAACUAUACAGUGGGCAUGUUAGUACAAGGUGGUCCACUUCUAAUAACAGGGGUUGAUCUAGCCCCAUGGCGAGAGUAUCAUCAGCUCUCUCAUUUGGGAGAGGGUAACCUCUUUUAAGAGUUUCACGUCAGUUCUCUUUUUUGACAAAUAUCUACAGGCAAUUGCUUUUCACUGCUCUUACACUGUACCUACACAAACCACAAUUUAUAUCUGUUGUAUGACCUUAGUGAUGCAAAAACAGCAACUCUUUUAAGCAUUUCAUUUUUGCUGCUUAUUAUAUUAUGGCCUAAUCUAAGCUAGUAGUAGUAUUCUUAGAUACUACUACUGGGUCAUGCAAUUUUAAGUUUAUAUCCUGACUCUUGAACCAGUACUGGCAUAUAUUACAGCAUACUCCAUUUCGUUUGCAAACCAGAAAAGCAUGUGAGCUCAAACAGACUAUUUCAGUGCAUAGUUUGGACUAACUUAAGCUUAAAUGGCUAAAAACCUUCCGAUUUACUACAAAGAAAGUGUAGAUGUUGUUGUUAUGACGUGUCGCUGAUCAAUCGACAGAGUAAUACUGCAGUACUAAAUAAUGUGAGUAAUAUGGAAGUGUAAUCUAAACCAUUCUGUAUUGUCGUGACAUGAGGAAUCUCUUUUCCUAAAUAUUUUUAGACACCGAAGCCACAAUUUUUAACAUUUUGCAAUAUAAGAUAAAUGGACAUGGAUGUGCUGCCAGUGAAAAGGAACAGAUUUAUUUAUGUUUCCACCCACCUCUGUUUUGUAGUUUUGUACACAUCCAUAGUAAACAUAGAAUACUGUGCCUCUAGCAACUUAGUUUUGCUCUUUAUACUGAAGUCUGCAAGCUUUUCUCUCAGUUUUUUAUUUAUUGUUUAUAUACCAGAAUGAUGACAUUUAACUGCUUGAUAUGAAGUUUGCUUCCAAUUCCUGGCUAAGAAAUUAUUUUAGGUACAAGUGGAGAAUAAAAGCUCUUCAAGCUAGGUAACAACAUGGAUAUGUUGCUUUUACACAAAAUAAAUUCCUAAUACAAGCAGCAACUCGAUGUUGUUCUUUAUAGUACCUAUCAGCAGCAAAAGUAAUGAGACAGUAGUUGGGUGUAUUUUUGUAAAAAGUAAGUGCUAAAAUGGUGAUGAGUUGCAGUUCAAAUCACCCUUCAUUGUGACUUAGAGUGCAGCUUUCAUCAAUGUAGAAAAGGAGCCUUUGCUUUUGCUGUCUAGUAUUCAGAGGUCAGUUGUAGGAAUGUUUCAUCCCUUGGAUUCAGUAAAACUCCACAUUCGCAAUUUUGUUCAGUGUUCUCAACAAUUCCUGUAUUCUGCAUGUAUUAAAUGAUCAGGUGAUUCAGAAGCUGGGUUCUUAUAUGGGCCAUAUAUAGGGUUUCAUGUUCUUGUCCAGUAUGUUUUCAUGUCUCAUGACUUUGUAGUGACAUGUAAAAGUUUGGGGACUCUGCUCAAAAUUUCUGGGAUUGUGAGUAGCUGUUUCCAAAAGGCAUAAAGCUGACAUAAACUUAAAUUUAAGCAAGGCUGCUUCUUUAUUUCUGUCUGUUAAGAGUUUCAAAAGAACAAAAAGGAAAAGGGCCUGAUGUAAAAGGGGACCCUGAAUAGUCAGUACUUAGUAAUGCCCCCUUUAGCAUGUGUCACGGCUUUUAAACACUUUUUGUGACCUUCUAAGAAAGCAAUUCUUGUUUAGAGGAUUUUCACCCAUUCUUAUUUGAAAAAGACUUCUACUUCCAGUUUCUUGGGCCAACCUACAUGCACUGCUCUGUUGAGGCCUAUACACCAAUAUUUGAUGAACUUUAGCUUGGGACACUAUGAGGGCCAUGGCAAACCUUCAGCUUGCACCUCAAGGUAAAUCCAUUAUGAAUUUUAAAGUGUAUUGAGAAUCAUUAUCCUGUUGUAGAAGCCAUCCUAUUUUUAAUCUUCAGUGUUUUUACAGUUGGUGUUUUUUUACUUCCAGAAUUUUCUGGUAUUUAAUUUAAUCCAUUCUUCCUUCUACCGGUGAAAUGUUUCCCAUGCCGCUAGCUGCAACACAAGCCCUAAGCUUGAAUGAUCCAUCCUUGUGCUUAACAGUUGGAAAGGUGUUUUUUUUUCAUGAAAUUCUGCACCCUUUUUUCUACAUACAAACCUUUGCUGAUUGAGAUCACAAAGUUUAAACUUCAUCAGUCCACAGGACUUGUUUCCAAAAUGCUUCGGACUUGUUUAGAUGUUCCUUUGCAAAGUUCUGAAGCUUAAUCUUGUGUUGAGGAUGCAGGAAAGGUUUUCCAUGAAGGUCAUAUUUGUGUGCCACAACUCCUAAGUCUGCUAAAUCUACCUGAAGGUCUUUUGCCUUUCUAGCAAUCCUUUUCUUGGUCUUCUAGAACCUCAACGUGACUGCUCCUGUUAACUGGCACUUCUUCAUUACAUACCGAUCUGAGGAAACUCCUGCCUUGUGGGCAUCAAUUAUCUUAAUAUUCAGAGUGCUGGACAUGGAAACCAUGGCUCCUGUCUUCACUUUAAAAUUGUACAAAGCAAAAUAAUACAGUAAUCUUGCUUAAACAUUUGAAAGAAUGUUUCAUCUGUAUGCCUUUUGGAGAUGAGUAUAUUUUCUGUUCCACUUAACGUCUCGCAUUAACUGAAAUUUUGAUCAGGGAUCCCUAAAUUUUGCAUGCUAAUGCAGAUCCCCAGAUGGCCUCCCAAAAGGGGACUGGUCAAGUCUCAGUGUUAUUAUUUGUUGGCCACACAUGCUUUUUUUCCUGGAGCUUUCUUGUAUGUGUGUUACAAAAGGGAAGAUCAAUAUCAGAAAGAGAACUUGAUCCUUUUUAGAACCUGCUGAUAGCAUCUCACACCUUUAAACAUCCAUUGUCAUUACCCAUCUUGUAAAUGUGACAUUUUUGUUAUCAAGUACUAUUCCCACUUAAUAUUGGCUCUGCUUCUGUUAGUAUGAUAAUAUGAAUGUUGCAGGAGUUUCCUUCUGUAUCCUUUGUUUUAGAGAAUGUUGUGCCAUUUGUUAAUAACAGAGAGAAAAAUAUUAAACAUAUUGAGGGAGGGAAAAGCUAUUUUAAAUUAUUUGGGGCUUUUUUGCUAUAUUUAUUUUGUUGUAUUACGAAUCAUAUUUGUAGGAGGACAGAAGACAAAUGUAUUUUUCAUUAGUGCGAAAAGCUAUUUUACUUUUUGUACAUUUUCUCCAUGUAAGCAGUCUUUAAAGCAAUAUAAUGUUCCAUCAUAUAUCUGCAUGUUGUUUUUGUUGCCUUAAUAAUGGCUGCAUUCACUGUGGCUUUUUCACCUGUCCCUGUCGUUGCCCAAUACCCUGGUGUGGUUGACCAAUGUAGUCAAUAAAGCUACGCUUUCUGUGUA